Messenger RNA from Quercus robur (English oak), 5139 nucleotides. RefSeq names its product disease resistance protein RPV1-like. Gene Ontology annotation, molecular function: protein binding. The coding region runs from base 884 to 3061 and encodes 725 amino acids. The transcript has 12 exons. Lineage: Eukaryota; Viridiplantae; Streptophyta; Magnoliopsida; Fagales; Fagaceae. The record is from RefSeq and is a predicted model, not a curated record.
CGGAGAUCACUUUAUUAAUUAUUGAUGUAUAAAUGCCUGGCCCUCUCAAGCAUCCUGUCACUUCCAAACACAAACACUCCACUUAUUUUUAUUGUAACUCAUUCAUGAAUCCAGCGUUAUUUCAAAAGAAAAUUUUGGAGCUUUUCAGUUUUCUCUGCAAUUUCGUAAAAAAUCUGUGAACUCACUUUUCAAGCCCGUAUAUCCAUCUCCAUUUUUCUUUUCCACUUCUUGAAAUUACAAUCCGACUCAAAUUUGCUUUCUUCUUCCUUUAUUUAUAUUUUCUUUUGUGUGUUACACUCUCCAAAAAAACUAUUUUAAUAUAUUUUAAUACAUAGCUCUAGCAUAUUUCCGAUGGCUUUUCUGGCCAUAGAAAACGCCUCCUCCUCCUCAUCUAUUCCUCCUUCUUCUACCCCUGGAUGCAAAUACGACGUGUUUCUCAGUUUCAGAGGCCCCGACACCCGCAACAAUUUCACAGACCAUCUAUACGAUAGGUUGAAACAAGUAGGCAUACCCACAUUUAGGGACGAUGAGAAGCUCGAGCAAGGAACAGAGAUUAACUCAGGGCUCCAGAGAGCAAUAGAUGAAUCGAAAAUCGCUGUUGUCGUUCUAUCCAAACAAUAUGCUUCGUCGAGGUGGUGUUUGAUCGAACUAGCAAAGAUUGUUGAGUGCAUGGACAAGAAGAAGCUGACAGUCCUUCCUGUGUUCCACUAUGUGGAUCCUAGUGAUGUCAGGAAUCAGAGAGGGUCUUUCGCGGAAGCUUUUGCAGAACAUGAAAAUCGAUUCAAAGAAAAGAUUGAUGAUGUGAAGACUUGGAGAGCUGCCUUGACAGCAGUUGCCAGUCUCUCUGGAUGGCAUCUAAAGGAGGAUACAUGGAACUCUUUGUAUGCAUGAUUUGCUUAAAGAAAUGGGUCAAGACAUUGUUCGUUGUGAAUCCCCUGAAGAGCCUGGUAAACGUAGUAGGUUAUGGGCUUAUAAUGAUGUCCUACAUGUAUUGACAAAAAAUACUGGAACAGAUGUAGUUAAAGGCAUAAUGCUAAACAUGCCUUUUGAAGCAAAGGAACGCUUGAGUGCUGAAGCUUUCACAAAGAUGAAAAUUUUGAGAUUUCUUAAAAUUGGAGGUCGUAUCCAACUUCCACAAGGUCUCAGUUAUCUUUCUAACGAGUUACGCAUAAUAGAUUGGCAUGGAUAUCCUUUAAAAUCCAUGCCAACCAGUUUCCAACCAAACAAACUUGUUGAACUGAGAAUGCGUUGCAGUGACAUCAAACAACUAUGGAAAGGAAUUAUGAUUUUAAAUGAGUUAAAACUCAUUGACCUCAGUGAUUCUCAAAACUUAAUUGAGAUCCCGGACCUUAGUGAAGCCCCAAAUCUUAAGCAGUUGUUUCUUAAUGGUUGUACAAGACUGUCUAACAUUCAUCCAUCUCUUGGAGAUCUCAAACAACUUAUUCGAUUGGAUUUGAAUGGUUGUAAACGUCUCAAAAGCCUUCCUCACAAGAUCAGUUUGGAAGCUCUUGAAUUUUUCAAUCUUAGUGGUUGUUCAAACCUUUCAAGUCUCCCUAUUGCAAUUUGUAGUUUGAUGUCUCUUAAAACUCUCAAUUUAUCUAGCUGCUCAAAACUUGAUGAAUUGCCAGAAAAUUUGGGAAAAAUCAAAGGUUUGGAGGUGUUAGACUUGAGUGGGACUGCUAUAACAGGCCUACCUUCAUCCAUUGGUCACUUAAAAAAUCUCAAAGUACUAUCUCUCUCCCGAUGUGUGGGGCUAUCAUCUAAUAAGCUCACGAGGUUUCCUUUAAUGCAACGUAGAAGAAGUCCAGAUCCCAUGGGCAUGCUAGAGGGUUCUUUAAUAGGCUCAUGCUCUUUGACUGCACUUGAUAUAAUUUAUAGAAAUGUUCAAUCAAUUCCUAAUGGUCUUGGGGGCUUGUCAUCUUUAAGAGAUUUAAAUCUAAUGGGAAAUAAUUUUGUUUGCCUUCCUGAAAGUAUCUUUCAACUAUCUAAUUUGACCAAUCUUGAUCUAAGUCAUUGCAAUGUUCAGACAAUUCCUAAUGUUCUUGGGUGCUUGUCAUCUUUAGAAAGAUUAAAUCUAAGUGGAAAUAAUUUUGUUUGCCUUCCUGAAAGUAUCAUUCAACUAUCUAAUCUGAGGUUUCUUCUUAUGAGUGGUUGCGCUCAUCUUCGAAUGUUGCCCAAGCUUCCAUUAAAUAUUGUUUAUGUUGAAGCAAUAAAGUGUACCUCACUGGAAACAUUAUCAUUAAGACCAGAGUCUGAUUUUCGGCCGCACUUAAGACUUCUCGGUUGCGACAAAUUGAUCAAGAAUCAAGACUCCGGUGACCUGUUUUCAACAAUGCUAAGACAUGUUAUCAUUGAUACCCAGGGUCACCAAAAUGAACCCAUUUAUUGUUACAUGGAGAUUCCUGGGAGUGAAAUUCCGAAAUGGUUUAGCCACCAAAAUGUGGGGGGUUCAGUGAAUCUGCAAGUGCCCUCAGAUUUAAUCCGUAACAAACUGAUGGGACUCGCUGUGUGCGCUGUUUUUGUAUUCCGCAAGCAUCAUGGUGAUGGACGUCUUGAGUUUUCCUUAAAUGGACAACCCAUAUUUCGUUUUUCUUUAUCCAACGAAUUUGGUAAGAUUAUAUCGUAUCAGCUUUUGAUGUUAUAUAAUUCCUCCACACGGCUUGCGUUCUGGGACGAGAAAAUACUGAAGAAAUCCGACGCUAACGGAUUCAGCCAGAUUGAAGUUAAAUUUGAAUCCGAGGUUCCAGGAUUGGAGGUUAUGAAAUGCGGGGCCCAUCUGGUAUCCGAGCGAGACAUUGAAGACCUAAAACUAAGGCUAGGCCGAGCAGCUGCAUCAUCACUCCUUAUAAUGAGGACAGUUUUGAGGAUUCAGAAAAAGAUACCAAAAUUAAGCGAAGCCGAGAUGACUCUGAUGGGGAAGGGGCUGGACCUAGUGGACCCAAAGAGGAUAAGACUCCCUAAUCUGAUCGAAAGAAAAAUUCCACGUUUGGGAAAUUGGCUUGGGAAUUCAAGCACACAAGAACAAGGUGACUCUGAUUGCGAGGAAGAGAAAUCCCAGUGAAAUUGGUAUCUUUGAUGAAAUUGGCUGAUCAACUUUUUUGUCUUUGACUUUUUCUACCUCAUACUGGAUAUGAAGAAGUAUUUUAUUUUGACUUUGUUGAAAAGGAGAAACUGUCACGUUGCUGGCUGACGAAAAAGCAUGUGGAACUGAUUGUAUGGUAGUCAUUUUUGUUCAAUUGUGUUGGAUGGUGUAUUGAUGUGGCAGUCCUAUAAAUUGUGUGGAUCACGUCUAGAUUGGCUAAAUCAAUACAAUUGCAUGGAAGCUUCUAUUGCUAGCAACUGCCAAAGCUUGAAUGUGCAAGUGUUGGCUUUGUCACUGCUACAUGAUUUCUUUAUCUAAUAAUCGGGGUCUCAUUUGUCAAUUGAUGGUUGAUAAUGGAGAAAGAUAUAGGCAAAAUUGUUUGUGAAGCAAGACCCUGUAGAUCUAGAAGCUAUGUUGAAGAAGUUCAGCCUAAAAGAUUCAGAUUACACAUUGAUUCCACGCUUAAGGACGAGGGGAAACGAGAUGUACAAUAUCCUCUUGCAUUGCUGCCUUCAUUACUUUUGAGCUUUUCCUUCUAAGCUACUGAAUUUUUCUUGCAGAUGAAUUCAAAGAUUGUUGACUACAACGGAUUGAUUAGUUUCCACAGAAAGCAAUGGAUUCUUGGAGUUGAAAAGUUUAUUCAUACAUUAAGCUGCAAAGGUUUAAUUCACUGAAUGAUUAGUCUAAGGCCAUUGUCUUGUGAGGUCAAUGAUAGGGAAGAAGGACCAUGCCAUGCCUUAUUACCUUAUCAAGAAACCAAGAUUAGAUAAAUGGGCCAUGGGAUGCUUGACAGCAGAGAUGAUCGUCCUACUACCAGUAGUACGGGUUUUGGUGCUACUACCACCACUAAUCGGUCUUUGGGUGUCUCUGGGGUUGAGGCUUAUGAUGAUGAUGGAGUGGAACUGGUUUCAGAAAUUCAAAAGAUCAAAAAAAUCCCACAAAGAUCACCUGAAAGCAUGUUUGGAGCAAUGCCAGAAACCUUUGGAGGAGAAUAUAAUUGUUUAUUUGGGGAUAGUUUGUGGGAAGACCCACAUUGCUUACUGCUUAUACACAAGCUGAGUCACUUGAUAAGGAAGCCCAAGAAGAAGAUAUGCAUCUUUUUGCCCCUAUGGUGGUGCUGGUUCAGCAGGGGUGUGCAGAUUGUUGUUGACACUGCGUCUCCUGCAGAUCAUGCUCAUGUAACCAGGCAAAUGCCAGUGAAUUGAGUGUUAUCUUCUGGAGGUAAAGAGGACUUGCCAAUGACUGCAGAAAUGGUGGUUGGUUCUGCUUCUGCUGAUGACUGUGCUGUCCUUUGAUGAGUUCAGCUGCUAAGUGGGGAAAGAGGCUUUUCAUAGGAUGUAUUCCAAUUGAAGCUACUAUUGAUAAUGUGCAGUUGCAUUUCAGUCAGUUUGGCCUUGCUUUGGACUUGUAUCUUUCCAUGGAUGAAAGAAUGACAUGUCAUAGGGGAUUUUGAUUUUGUGACAUUUGCUGAUGAAAUUUUAGCUGAGUAUGCUUCUCAAAAAGUACAUAGGAUACUUGGGCAGAGGUGUGUCCUAGAUGUCAUCAUGAUAUGCCUCUUGUCGGUAUUGGGACGUGCUUGGGCCUAAUAGGCACUCAUGUGGAUAGCCAGAGUAUCAAAGGAAAGAGCCUUAGAAAUUCCUUAUUAUCUCUGAGAAACUCAAGAAUUCUUGGAGAGGUCAAAACAGAGGAAAGCAUAUGAAGAGUUUGAGAAAAGAUGUCAAGUUUAGGUUGAUGUUUAAAGGAAGUGCUACAACUUUAUCCUAAACAGAGUUCUCCGUUGUAACUGGUUUGUGCCUUGUUUCUUCCUUCAUGACCUCUGGUUAAAAGUUUGCUAGUAGCUGGGUUUGUGAUUGUUUUGUUUGUAAAAACACAAUGUUGGGUAUGAUUAGCACCAAUCAGGUGCUGUAGUUUAGUCUAAAGACUCGCGUCUCUAUGUAGAUCUAGGUUGGGAUGAUAUAAAAUUGUUUUCAUGUUGAGAAAGGAGUUUAUGUCAGGGCAGAUGCCUUUGUUGUAGUGGACUAGCUAAAGUCUCAGUGUUUGAAGUGUUUCUGUUUGUA